Messenger RNA from Acanthopagrus latus (yellowfin seabream), 2088 nucleotides. Its product is annotated as dysbindin-like. NCBI's taxonomy places the organism in Eukaryota, Metazoa, Chordata, Actinopteri, Spariformes, Sparidae. Gene Ontology annotation, biological process: negative regulation of protein kinase activity. The record is from RefSeq and is a predicted model, not a curated record. The transcript is spliced from 4 exons. The coding region runs from base 397 to 1035 and encodes 212 amino acids. Gene Ontology annotation, cellular component: cytoplasm.
AGAGCGAGAGAGUGUGUGUGUGUGUGUGUUUGUGCCUGUGUGUGUGAGACACGGAGAGGCGGCUGCGAUGAGAGUGUGAAGCAGUGAGAGGGAAAACCUUGAAAGAACAGCAAAGGCGAUCAAAAGGGGGGGGGGGGGGGAGAGACGCUAAACACAGCAAAAAGGCAGAGCAGAGUGGGAGAAAGAGGAGAGGAGGGGAGGGAGGUAAAGUGUUCUGUGAAUGCACUGUCUUUGAUGGUCCUGGUGCCAAAAACUCAAGAGAUGCAAUGAAUAGAUGACCAGCCACUAUACACACCAGCAUCCUGUCCUGGAGCCUUGACAGGAGGGAAGAAGAAAAAAUCCACACACACUCAAAGGCAAAACACUCUCGUCAGCCAGUCCCACAUCCACUGGAUCAUGUCGUCUACUGGGUCAGCCAACCACAACAAGCGUCUGGCAUCGGAGACAGACAACUCCCAAAGGGUGUUGGACAAUGACUCAGCCCAGCACCUGAAACUGAGGGAGAGGCAGCGCUUUUUUGAAGAGGUUUACCACCAUGACGUUGACAACUACCUCCCCUCUUCUCACCUGCAGAUCGACUGCAGGAAACCCCCCAUGGGAAGUAUCUCUUCUAUGGAGGUGAACGUGGAUGUUCUGGAGCAGAUGGACCUGAUGGACAUCUCCGACCAGGAGGCCCUUGACGUGUUUCUCAACUCAGGCUCAGGAGCAGAUGAGGGAGCGCUGGCAUCUCCACUACCAGAUGCUGAAGACGAAGAGGAGGAGGAGGAGGAUGAAGAUGCAGAGGUGGUCUACAGGGAGCGGGCACCUUUGAAACGGCAAAAUGAAGUUCAGCGCGGCACAAAGCCUCGCAUGUCCUCCACCUCAUCUGGCUCCAGUGACACCAGCGGGGCUGGAGCGGACACACCUGUGAUCCAGUCGGAUGAUGAAGAGGUCCAUGUCGACACUCUGCUGCUGACCUCUGUCCCUGACACCAGGGAUGAAGAAACAGAGGAGGAAGACGAGGAAGAAAGAUGCCUUGCGACUAAAUCUUCAUAAAGACUGAAUUUGAUUCUCUGUACAAAUACAUAGAGAGGGUAAAAAAAGUUCUCUCUACAUAUUUCAUUUUGUGGAAACUAGCAUGGUUGACCUAGCGGUGAUUUGCUCUGUCGUUUGAAUGUUUUCGUGAGUGAACCAGAUUUUUCUUUUUCAGAUGUUUCUUUAUCCAAGCAACUUUUACAAACUGUUUCAUUGUUUGUUUGAACCCUUGAUGACAGGGCCAGCCCAAGUUUCCUUACAUACAAACAACACGAGUCAUCAACAACUCUCAUGUGCUGACUUGAAGGAAAUUGUCAGUUUAAGUUAUGUUUGUCUAAGUACCAGAGGGAAAACCUCACCCAUUUUGUGUCUUGAAAGCACAGGUGCUGAACAGAUAUGUGAAACAAAAAGGCUGCAGCGUAUCUUUGCUUUACUGACAGGUUUUCAACAGGUCAAAUAACAGAAACGAAGUUAAAUCAGAGAACAAGUAUGGCAGAUUGCCUUCGACAGCAUGGCUGAGGGCAAUCUGAGUGGACCGAGUUCAAAGGCACAUAGCUCAAGCUUAAGUCAAAGAAUCAAGCUGCUUCUUUUUGGGAUUUCGGAGAGAUCAACACAACGCAAAAAUGAAGCUCUGUGAGAAAAACCUAACAAAAAGGUUUCCCUCUUUGACAAUGUUAUCAUGACUGUGUGCAUGUGAAUGGAACUGUGUUCGUAAAUGCAUGCCAUUAUGUUCUUGUUUGUGACGACAUUUUAUGUUUUCAUUUAUGUACGUAACUUCACAGUGAUGCAUUACUUAAUGAUGCAGGUGACACCUGCAUGUUCCUUCUCUAAUCCACGUGACAUGUACCAUGACAGUUUGGUAUUUGUACCCGCCUGGAGUUUGAUUCAGCGGACAAAUUUUUGUUUGUUCAUCCGCUUUGCAAUGCAUCUUUAAUAUUUGCGUAAAGGCGUGUCUGUGAAGGUGUGUCUGGUAAAUAUCAAAACAACCUUUUUACAGUGUUAAUCAUGAUGUUAGUCUCUUCCUCAUUUGAAUAUCUUGUUAUGGGCUAAAUAAAAAGAGAACUUACUGUUGAA